This is a messenger RNA of Alternaria burnsii, 345 nucleotides long. RefSeq lists its product as uncharacterized. Lineage: Eukaryota; Fungi; Ascomycota; Dothideomycetes; Pleosporales; Pleosporaceae. The record is from RefSeq and is a predicted model, not a curated record. The coding region runs from base 1 to 345 and encodes 114 amino acids. The transcript has a single exon.
AUGCCUUGGGAGGUAGCAGCUGAAUCAGAGGACGAAGCAAUUGAAUUAGCGUUCGCACGCGGAGGUCCAGUGGGUGAGAGUGGUCCGCAUAGCGCUUAUGCUUUUGUUGGCCCUCGUCGCUCCCCACCAUAUCGACAGCUCUAUCGCAUCGAUCUUCCAGAUCCAGCAGAUAUAAGCGCAUGUGCAGAGAAUCUGCGGUGGGCGUUUGCGCAAAACACGCUCUUCCGCUACCCAUGCCGCCCUGAUGCCUGGAACGAGAGUCCGGAACACAUGGAGUGCAUCGUGCAGAUUCGGGGCGAUCGGGGCUGGAAGUCGGAUGAGUUACUCGCUAAGGAAGAGAAGUAG